ACGCUACCUGCACCUGCAUUACCAGACUCGGGUUCCUGAUCAAAGAAUCGGGCGUACCCGCUGCAUCGAGUAGAAUCUGUUCAAUCACCUCAUACAUUGAAGAGCAAUCAGAUGGACCAAAGUCGACGUCUCCUCUGCGAUAGAUGUCAAAGUCACGUACACAAUCCGCUACGACUACACCCAAUCGAUCCCAUUCUCCUCCAUUCGAUUCACGUACCCUCACAGGUAGAAAUCGCCCAAACGUUGGACUCGCUGGAGAAAGAGACGCAACAGCUGCAGCAGUAUGAAAACACUAUCGAUCCUUUACGUCGAAUACUGAAAAAGUUGGAAGCUGAAAGACAGCAACUGGAAGUUCAGAUUACACGGCGUCAUUCCAUCACCUCCGUCCAGCGUAGGCUUCCUGUGGAGAUCUGGGAAACCAUAUUCUCGUUCGCGUGUUCAUUUAGCUCCGAGGACGGUUAUUCUCUGUCAAUAGGUUUCGACCCCGUUUUCAGGGUCAACACGAUGGCUGUAUUCCCCAUCCUUCUCUCUCAUGUCUGCAGCCGCUGGAGGGCCAUUGCUUUCGGCUGCCACACAAUUUGGUCUUCAAUCAGCAUCAAUCGGGUCAGAGACAUCUCCAUGAACCACAAGAUCCUCGUUGGAGCCUUCCUGGCAAACUCAGGGAAGUCUCCUUUGAAUAUUCGGGUCGUGGAGGACCGUCUGUCGGGACCCACUCAUGCAAUGUGGGAGCUCUUGAAGAGCCAUUUGUCGCGGUGCGAGCGGUUAUCUGUCGCUCUGAAGGACUACACUAGUCUUGAAACUUUUGGAGGGGCGGAUAUCACAUUCCACGAUUUAUUGUCUCUCCGCGUUGAUACCUCCAACAUUCGCAGGAGACCGGAAUUGGAUAAUCCGUUCUGGCAGGCGCUAUGUCACGCUCUGAAGCUCACUCAAGCUCGAGUACCCAACACUUACCCCCACAAUCCGCUUCCCUAUCCCCAACUCACUACAUUGGUCCUAGACGCCGUUCACCCCGACCGUAUGGAUCACCUACUCCGAGCACUUGAACUCUCCAGGAAUCUCUGUUCUUUUACAUUUCUGCGAAUGUAUUCGUACGGUGGUCUUCCAAAUUCCCUUGAUCACGUCAUUCGUCCUGUUCAAAUGCCCUCAUUACGCACUCUGUUACUGAGCCCUGAUACCGUGUUACCAACAUCUCACACUGCAACGCUCGAAGUAUUGUGUUCGUCAUUGAUGAUGCCUAAUCUUUCAGCCUUUGGUAUGGGAUGCACAGGUUCGACUUCAAACGUAACGCAUUGGCCCUCUUCACUUCUCGCCAUGUUGCGACGUUCAUCUACGACUCUGCGACACAUGUGGCUUUCCCUUCUUCCUAUCCACGAGCCCGUUUGGGAAGCACCUCUCUCCGUGUUGUUAGAGAUAACGCCUAAUUUGACACAUCUUGAGCUGGGAGAGUGGUGUAAGAAUACAGAUAUCGAUUAUUCCGAUUCCGAUUCCGAUUCCGAUUCUGACGACGAAUUCGACAGUCUCAUCUCAUCAUCUAUCACUGUCAUCACCUAUGUGGCUCAAAAUACUCUCCUCCCGAAUCUCGAAUAUAUAUCUCUCGUUCGUGUCCAACUGGAUUCUGACAUCCUAGCGAAGCUCCUCACUUUUGCGGCCUCGAGAAGCCCCUGCCGCCUUCAAUCUGAUGUCACUCCUGUUCCCAGUCGUUCCUUGAAAAAAAUCCGCAUCGUGCCACCUUCUGUUGUGGAGGACUCAUCGAAACCCGUUCUGGAAGCCCAUAUGCUAGAGGAGAUAACGCUCCUGGAGCAGGACGGGGUGAAGGUUGUGAUUGAGAAUAGUACUGAGGAGGCGUCAAGUUGGCCCCUGACAAACGUGGAGGGUUGGGAAAAUCUGAGGAAAUGACGGGCGGAGCUCGAACAUUCCACGACAAAUCAUGGUGCCCAUGUAACUCGGCCCUUCUAUUCAUGAUUUUGCCAAGUUACCCUAGUAUUGGAUUUUUUUUUCCAUCUAAGCAUCUUGAAUGUAAAUGCUGUAUAUCAUACAUCGGCGCCACAUAAUACUGUAAAGCAGGG
Marasmius oreades (fairy-ring Marasmius) is the source of this 2066-nucleotide messenger RNA. RefSeq lists its product as uncharacterized. The record is from RefSeq and is a predicted model, not a curated record. The coding region runs from base 112 to 1896 and encodes 594 amino acids. Lineage: Eukaryota; Fungi; Basidiomycota; Agaricomycetes; Agaricales; Marasmiaceae. The transcript has 2 exons.